AGGUUCCUUCCCUGACACACACUCUGGUAGGGCAGCACAGAGGAGCAAGCUGAAGAACGCUCUUACUUUCCCGGGGACACAGAACCUCAGCUAAUAUCCAGUCCCAGCUAGUGCCAGUGAGAAAGCAGCUAUAGCUACUAUGCUUCAUUUCUCCUGUUCUUGUUUGGGCCUCUUCUUCUUCUUCUCACUGAUUUGCAAAUGUAGUUCUGAAAAUGACACACCAGUAGUGACCAGCAGCGGCCCUAUUAAAGGCAAAAAAGUCUUCACUGGAUCUGGUCCUGUGACUGCCUAUCUUGGCAUCCCCUAUGCGGAACCCCCAGUGAAGAAACUCCGUUUCCAAAAGCCUGUGCCACAUCAGCCAUGGAGUGAGGUAUUGGAGACCACCAGCUUUCGCAAUUCUUGUCCCCAAACCUACGUUUCUGGCCUUCCUGAUAAAGACAUAUGGGUUGCCAAUACACUUCUUUCAGAGGACUGUCUCUUUCUCAACAUCUGGGUGCCCCACCCACAACCCACAACACCAGUGCCUGUCCUUGUAUGGUUCCAAGGUAUGGGCUUUAUCACUGGCACAGCCUCACUAGAUAUCUACAACGGAGCAAUCUUCUCUGCUACAGAGAAUAUCAUAGUGGCUUCCAUGAAUUAUCGCCUGGGGGCUCUAGGUUUUUUGUAUUUGCCACCAUAUGCCCCAGGAAACAUGGGCUUAUGGGAUCAACAUUUGGCUCUGAAGUGGCUGAAGGAGAACAUAGAUGUCUUUGGUGGUGAUCCAGCCCAGUUGACUCUUGUUGGGCAAAGUGCAGGAGCAGCCUUGGUGGGUUGCCAUCUCCUUUCCCCUCUGAGCCAGCCCCUUUUUGCCCGUGCUGUGCUUCAGAGUGGCGUUCCCAAUGCCAUUUGGCCCUGGAAGAGCCCUCAAGAAGCCCGUGUAGAUGCAAUAAUGGUCAGCAAGGAAGUGGGAUGUGCUAAAGAUAAUCACAGUGAAGUGGUGAGCUGCCUAGAGAAGAUAGACAUUGGGCAUGAGAACUUUCUUCCUCUGACCAUGAUCAACUCAUUGACCACAGAUGGUGAUUUCCUCCCAGAUGAACUCCCAAAGCUGCUGGAGACUGCAAUUCUUCAGGGAAAACCAAUUCUUACUGGUAUCACAGAUGAUGAAGGGUCCAGUUUUACAUUGCUUAUGUAUUCAAGUACAAAAACAAAUGGUGGGAUAUUAACCUGGGAGCAGCUUCUCCAAGGUGUGAUGGGAACUAUGCAAAGAGGAACUAAAAAAGAUGUUGCAGAGUCUGUUGCCCUGAAAUUCAGUGAAGCUAGUCACGGGCCAGAGCGAUACCGUUUGGCAUUUUCUCAGUAUUUUCGAGAUUAUUUCUUUGUGUGUCCCUUGGCUGAAUUAGCUGCGAAGAUCAGAAAAGCUGGGAAGCCUGUGUAUGUUUACUCCUUCAGUCACCACUCCUCUGACUCUGUAUGGCCUGAAUGGGUAGGGACGCCUCAUGGAGCAGAGAUACCUUACGUGUUUGGAACCAUGGCAUCAGCUCUACAAACAAACCGAUCCAUCACAGAGGCUGAGGAAGCAUUGAGCCGUCAGAUGAUGAGAUUCUGGGCACAGUUUGCCAGAACUGGGAAUCCAACGAGGUCGAACUCAGAUGAGGUACAGUGGCCGGUGUAUGAUGCCAUAGAGCAGAACUUCUUUCACAUCAGCACAGGAGCACCCCAACUCAAACAACUAUCCCCUACCCCACUCUGUGAUUUCCUGGCUACGCUUCCUGUGAAUGCCACACAGUCAAAGCAAUCCCCAGAAAACAUGGACUCAUGAAUUGGGAAGGGAAAGAUGUAAAGACUCAAACCAGGAAGAUGGAAUAUGGAAUGUGAAAUGUGAAAGAAAGAAUACAAGUCGAAUCAAGAUAUGAGCACUAUUUAGUUGUUAUAUGGAAAAGGCUAAAAUCCUAUGAAGGAUGUGGGGGUAAUUGGCUGAGCUCUAGUUCAACAGGAACCCCUGAGCAAACCCAGUUUGCAGUGGUGGUAUGUGCAUGUAAGUCCCACUCCUAGCAUCUCAGCACGUUAGCUCCACUUUUGACUGUGUGUCUUUAGUAGUAUAGUCUGAAGGGGAUAGACUAGGUGUAUUUAGCUAUGGAUGCAACUACAUUCAUAUAAUUUUAGAGGAAUAGUCACUGAACUUUGGGCAUCUUAAAGAAUAACUCAUAUAUUCUUUCUUUAUAUGAAGGGAAAUCUUAGUUUAUCAAGCUUCCCAUCUCCUGGAAGGAAUCCUAUGCUAUAUAAGUAUACAGUCUCUUUAGAGUGAGUCCAAUUAAAAAUGGGAGGCAGUA
Molecule: messenger RNA, 2309 nt
Organism: Python bivittatus (Burmese python)
Lineage: Eukaryota; Metazoa; Chordata; Lepidosauria; Squamata; Pythonidae
Product: cholinesterase-like
Biological process (GO): choline metabolic process; acetylcholine catabolic process
Cellular component (GO): plasma membrane
Molecular function (GO): acetylcholinesterase activity
Source: RefSeq, a predicted model, not a curated record